Messenger RNA from Cucurbita pepo subsp. pepo (vegetable marrow), 641 nucleotides. RefSeq lists its product as uncharacterized. Lineage: Eukaryota; Viridiplantae; Streptophyta; Magnoliopsida; Cucurbitales; Cucurbitaceae. The record is from RefSeq and is a predicted model, not a curated record.
UUCUUCUUUCCCUUCGGUCCCGGAGCGCCCUCCGACCACCUUCUCGCUUCCUCCCUCGUUCCCAAACCUUAUAUGGACCUAAAAUCCCAACCCAUCUCCAACUCCGGCCAGACCAAGAAGAAAAGUAAUCGAGCCAUGCAAAUUUUCAAGCUUUCCCUCUUCAUGCUCCGUCGUCGAUCCAAGAAAUCAAAGGCAUCGGUCGACAUGGGUUCCGAUAAAGGCUUGUGGCAGCGGCUGUUGGCCUCCAUUCGCCCUCUCCACAUCCAAGACAACGAAUCGCCUCCGACCAUAGUCCACACAUCGUUGGCUCCAAAACCGAUAGAAGUUUACGAGGAGUCACCAAUACCAUUGUCAUCAUCGCCAUCCUCGUCGAUUUCAUCGUCGACAUUGUUUUCUUGUACGUCGAUGUCGUCUUCUUUUUGCACAAGACAACAUGCCUCUGAACCCAACCUUCAAGAACUCGACAAUGAUGAAAACACCAUCGACGGAGGCGACGAAAUGAUCGAUGCAAAGGCGGACGAGUUCAUAGCGCAAUUCUACGAACAAAUGAGACGUCAACAAAAUGGGUUUGCAUGAGAGAUGGAGUGUGCAUGGAUCUUCAAUUAUUUAAUCUUUUUGUUAUUUAUUUAGAAGAAUUAAUU